UUCCAUCACCCGCCAUUAGAGACCUUUCCGAGCUCCUCUCCCAUGGCUUCGUCUCGUAACCUCUUCCUCGCCCUCUUCUUUCUCAUUUAAUCGAAUUUACUCUCUAUCCGCUUCGUCUGCGUAGCCAUGGUGUCGCUCGCCGACUCUCAGCUCGCUGCUUCCCCGGCCCCGCGCGGCUCCUCGCCGUCGUCGUCGUCGUCGUCGUCCUCGCCUCGCGCCCACCGCUCUCUCGGCCGGUCCAUGCGGACCGUCCGGUCGAAGUUCGUCAGGGCCGACCCGUACCUGCCGCCGCCCGGUUCGCCGGCGGCGUCGGAGGGGCUCACGGACUCCGCCGUCGACGUGCGGCUGCGGGAGCUCGCCGCGGCGAAAUCGGCGGAGGCGGAGGCCGCGGCGGCGCCGGAGGAGCUGCUGGAGAUCUCCCGCGGCUUCUCCGACUACUCGAGCUUCAGCUCCGACAUCUCGGGCGAGCUCGAGCGCCUGGCCUCGAUCCCGCCGGGCCCGGCGCCGGGCCCGGGAGAUAGGGAGCCGGAGCUAGGGUUAGGGUUAGGGUUAGGGGCCUCAGGGCUGUGGGAGGACGACUCUUCGACGGAGCUGCGGGAGCUGAUCGGGGGCGCGGGGGCGAUCCCGGCGCUGGUGCCGCUGCUGCGGAGCGCGGACCCGGCGGCGCAGGAGAGCGCGGCGACGGCGCUGCUGAACCUGUCGCUGGCGGAGGCGAACCGCGCGGCGAUCGCGGGCGCGCCGGGCGGGAUCAAGGGCCUGGUGCACGCGCUGCGCACGGGCACGGCGGCGGCGAAGCAGAACGCGGCGUGCGCGCUGCUGAGCCUGGCCAUGGCGGAGGAGCACCGCGCGGCGGUGGGCGCGAGCGGGGCCGUGCCGGCGCUGGUGGCGCUGAUGGUGGGCGGGUCGAGCCGCGGGAAGAAGGACGCGCUCACGGCGCUCUACAAGCUCUGCGCGCUGCGGCGGAACAAGGAGCGCGCCGUGAGCGCCGGGGCGGCGGCGCCGCUGGUGCGGAUGGUGGCGGAGCGCGGCGGGGGCACGGCGGAGAAGGCGAUGGUGGUGCUGGCCAGCCUGGCGGGGAUUCCCGAGGGGAGCGAGGCGAUCGUGGCGGCCGGGGGCGUGGGCGCGCUGGUGGAGGCCGUGGAGGACGGGCCCGCGAGGGGGCGGGAGCUCGCCGUCCACGCCCUGCUGCAGCUCUGCGCCGACUGCCCGCAGAACCGCGCGCUGCUCGUCCGGGAGGGCGCCAUCCCGCCCCUCGUUGCGCUCUCGCAGUCCGCCGCCGCCUCCGCCCGGGUCAAGCAUAAGGCUGAGAAGCUUCUUGGGUAUCUGCGCGAGCAGCGGCAAGAGGGAGUAGAGGCGACGGCGACGCCUUAGCUUUGCGCGAGUUGAUGAUAAUAAUAAAACAACAAACCUUCCUAGCUCUUUUUCUAUAACCUUAACUUCAUAUAUAUAUAUAUAUAUGGUUUCCAUUUUGCAAUGAGGAGAUCCUGCAGUUUCUGUGAACCUGAAAGAAAACAAGGUACUGUUUAUUCUGUAUUUACUAGUUGUGAAUAUUAGGUAGGAUAAUACAUAUAUAUAUACAAGGUUUGUGGUGAGGUAGUGUAGGGGCUUUUGUGUGAAUAUUAUAUACUUAUAAUGGCUUCGUUAAUUGUAAAUGUCUCAUGGCUAUGGCGCCACUAACGUGACUAUUCUGGUCGCCCCACUACCACAGUAUGUUGUGUUUGGAUUGGAUUGGAAUUUGUAAGAUAUUUGCUGUAAGUAAUUUUGGUCACCUAUUAAAUGUUAUUUUGUUGAGCUAUUAAUGUA
Ananas comosus (pineapple) is the source of this 1803-nucleotide messenger RNA. Its product is annotated as U-box domain-containing protein 4-like. The record is from RefSeq and is a predicted model, not a curated record. The coding region runs from base 127 to 1371 and encodes 414 amino acids. Gene Ontology annotation, molecular function: protein binding. The transcript has 2 exons. NCBI's taxonomy places the organism in Eukaryota, Viridiplantae, Streptophyta, Magnoliopsida, Poales, Bromeliaceae. Gene Ontology annotation, cellular component: cytoplasm; nucleus.